CCCGCGCCGCCCCUCUGCCGAGCCCGCCUUGUCAGCUUCUGGGCCGCCAGGUCCAUGUGGAGGCUCCCCAGAGCUCGCGCCGCGCUUCGUGGGGUGCGGAGGGUCGUGGAGCUGCGCAGCCGGGCCGAGGCGGCGACCGAGACGCCGGCGGGCGCGAUGGAGCGCGCGGUGGUGCGCUGCGUGCCUUCGGAGCCCAAGCUGAGCCUGUCGUUCGCGCUGGCCGACGGCAGCCACAAAAACAUGCAGCGCGACCAGAGCGAGCCGCUUGGCCGGGCCCUCAGUCGGAUUGCCACGAACGCCCUCAAGGGCCACGCCAAGGCGGCAGCGGCCAAAAAGAGCAGAAAGAACCGGCUGAACGCGGGCGGCGGCGCGGCGUGUGCGGAGCCCGAGCCCGCAGCGCCCUGCGAGCCCGUGGUGAGGCUGUACUACCGGGAGGAGGCAGUGGCCGAGGACGUGCUCAACGUGGACGCCUGGCAGGACGGAGCGGUGCUGCAGAUCGGUGAUGUCAAGUACAAAGUGGAGCGCAACCCGCCCGCCUUCACCGAGCUGCAGCUGCCUCGCUACAUCAUGGCUGGCUUCCCGGUGUGCCCCAAGCUUAGCCUCGAAUUUGGGGAUCCUGCCAGCUCCCUCUUCCGCUGGUACAAGGAAGCCAAACCUGGAGCGCAGGAAGCCCAGGGCAGUGGCUCUUCGGCCUCCUCUGCCCCUUCUUCCUCCUCUCCCUCAGGAUCUGCCACUUGGACAGAGACGGGUGUGGACGCGCGCGUCUACAUCCCCUCCAAUGCUGACAUCGGGCUCCGGCUCAAGCUUCAGUGCACCCCAGGCAAUGGGCAGCGCUUCGGGCCGAGCCGCGAGUUGGAAAGCGUGUGUCCAGUGGAGGCCGGACCUGGCACCUGCACGUUUGACCAUCGGCAUCUCUACACCAAGAAGGUGACAGAGGCCGCGCGCAUCCGCACCGUCUCCUACAACAUCCUGGCGGACACUUACGCCCAGACCGAGUUCUCGCGGACCGUGCUGUACCCGUACUGUGCGCCCUACGCCCUGGAGCUCGACUACCGCCAGAACCUCAUCCAGAAGGAGCUCACGGGCUACAACGCCGACCUCGUCUGUCUGCAGGAGGUGGACAAGGCCGUUUUCACUGACAGCUUGGUCCCCGCCCUCGAGGCCUUCGGGCUGGAGGGUGUGUUUCGGAUCAAGCAGCACGAAGGCCUGGCCACCUUCUACCGCAAGUCCAAGUUCAGCCUCUUGAGCCAGCACGAUAUUUCCUUCCACGAAGCCCUGGAGUCUGACCCCUUGCACAGAGAACUGCUGGAGAAGCUGGCUUUGUACCCGCGGGCGCAGGAGAAGGUGCUGCAGAGAUCGUCUGUCCUUCAGGUUUCAGUUCUUCAGUCUACACAGGACUCUUCGAAGAAGAUAUGUGUGGCCAACACUCAUUUGUACUGGCAUCCAAAAGGUGGAUACAUUCGUCUCAUUCAAAUGGCAGUGGCCUUGGCUCACAUUAGACAUGUCUCAUGUGAACUGUACCCUGGCAUACCAGUUAUAUUUUGCGGGGACUUUAACAGUACACCCUCAGCAGGGAUGUAUCACCUUGUCAUCAAAGGCAGCGUUCCGGAGGAUCAUGAAGACUGGACUUCCAAUGGAGAGGAGGAGAGAUGCAACAUGGCCCUUACACAUCUCUUUAAGCUCAGGAGUGCGUGCGGCGAGCCCGCCUACACAAACUAUGUGGGCGGCUUUCAUGGGUGUCUGGAUUACAUUUUCAUUGACUCCAAUGCUUUGGAAGUUGAACAGGUGAUUCCAUUGCCUAGUCAUGAAGAAGUCACUACCCACCAGGCCUUACCUAGCGUCUCCCAUCCUUCUGAUCACAUAGCACUUGUAUGUGAUUUAAAAUGGAAAUAGAUUUGUGUUGAGUGGAAUUUCUUUGUAAGUCUGAAAAGGAAGUUAAUUACUUUGGUAGAAAAAUGUUAAUCACAGCUUCUGUGUGACCCUCCCAGGGGCACUAAGGUAGAAGAGUUACACCCCACAUUGCAGGCGUCUCCCCGCGGGAUUACCUAUGUUGGCAGUGUAUACCUUCCCUACUCGUCUUUCCCAAAAUGUACUUAUGACUAGUAAGAGGAAAGUGGAAUUUUACCUACAUUUUUGUGAUUUUUUAAGCCAAUAAUUAAGAAUUCUUUUUUAACAAUUUCAAAGAUCUUACAAUUUUUCUUUCAUAACAUUUCAAACUGAAUCAUGUUUAUACAGUUAGGGGAGAAAUGCAUAUAGGUUCGGGUGAGAGACCUAACUUCCAACACAUGGAAGGAGUAACAUUAGGGUCUAGCCCUGCCUCACUCUGGAUGGCAUUUAACACAGUGUCAAGAGUUUUAACAAAAGAUUAGAAUACACUAUCACCAAUUGUUACUGCUGCUUCUUUGUAAUCAACAAUGUAUUUUGUUUUUAUAAUUAUCAUGUUCAGAAUAUGGUAUAAAUGGGCAUAACAUUC
This is a messenger RNA of Ochotona princeps (American pika), 2473 nucleotides long. It is a transcript of the gene PDE12, whose product is annotated as phosphodiesterase 12. Gene Ontology annotation, molecular function: 3'-5'-RNA exonuclease activity. Gene Ontology annotation, biological process: nuclear-transcribed mRNA catabolic process, deadenylation-dependent decay. The transcript is spliced from 3 exons. NCBI's taxonomy places the organism in Eukaryota, Metazoa, Chordata, Mammalia, Lagomorpha, Ochotonidae. Gene Ontology annotation, cellular component: mitochondrion. The record is from RefSeq and is a predicted model, not a curated record. Bases 55 to 1893 code for a protein of 612 amino acids.